AAAUAGAAAAGCGUUGUGGUUGGCGAUUGAGUACCACUGGCUUUUAAAGAGAAACAAGAAGAAUCGAAUACGUUCCGGUUCUCUCAUCUCGUUUCUCAAAUCGCGCAUAUCAUCGAUACGGGAAACCAACAAAUUUUCGAACACGUUACUUUGUGAUUUCGCCUGAGAGAAAUUUUUUUUCUUAUCGAAGACAGCUUUUCAGUUCGACUUCAUAGGAGCUACGAUCCACGAUGGAGGAGUUAAUGGAACACUUGUCCACUAUAAGAAUACCAGAAAAACACGAUAAAAUAUACAAGGACGAGUGUGUUUAUUCUUUCGACACCCCAGAUAGUCUGACUGGUUUGUAUGUGAGCCUCUCCAGUUUUUUGGGAUUGGGUCAAGAUCAUGUACAGCGUUAUUACUUGUUAUCCAAAAAUCCUGUGUUUUUACACAUCAAACGAACUAAAGAAGAAAUCCCGUCAGAACCUCAAGGAGAAGGUCCUGAAAAAAAAAUUACAAGACUGGCUAUUGGAACAUCCGAUGGAUUUGCACCGGAUCAACAAAAAUACAUUUACCACGAAACUUACCAAAUUGUUAUUUUACCAAAUUUCACAAUGAUAACUUAUCCAACAGACAACUUACCCGAGAAGGUUGUGCAAGCUAUUACAUGUAUACUGGAGGCAGAAUCUGCUACAAAGUUAGCAGAGAUAGAAGCAUUGUCUGGAACUUGGGACGGAGAAUUGAAAGCAGUUUCGAAGCAUGCAGCUAGUCUUAAACAAUUAGACAACAGAAGGAAGAUACCUCCAAGCGGAUGGAAAUGCGAGAAAUGUGACCUAACCCAAAAUCUAUGGCUCAAUUUAACCGAUGGCAGUAUUCUGUGUGGACGUAAAUUUUACGAUGGAACUGGUGGAAAUGAUCAUGCUGUUGAACACUAUAGAAUUACCGGCUAUCCUUUGGCUGUGAAACUAGGAACCAUAACUAAAGAAGGAAAAGGAGAUGUGUAUUCUUAUGACGAAGACGAUAUGGUCGAGGAUCCAAAUUUAGUACAACAUUUAGCUCACUGGGGCAUCAAUAUUACUCAAAUGGAGAAAACUGAUAAAUCCAUGAUAGAGCUUGAAUUGGAUCUCAACCAGAAGUUUGGCGAAUGGGUAGCACUCCAAGAAGCAGCAAGCAAAUUAACACCAUUAUAUGGACCUGGAUAUACGGGUCUGGCCAACUUGGGAAAUUCUUGUUAUAUAAGUAGCGUUAUGCAAAUGUUAUUUGUGAUUCCAGAUUUUAUUAAAAGGUAUAUAGAUCUUGCUCCAGAGAUAUUCCAACAAAAUUAUACCGAUCCAGCGGGUGACUUUAACGUUCAGAUGGCCAAACUUGGGAUCGGUUUACUUUCUGGUAAAUAUUCGGUGCAACCAAACACGAAUAACGAAGAGGAAUCGCGCCAAGGUAUUUCUCCUCGGAUGUUCAAGACGUUAGUUGGCCGUGGGCACCCCGUAUUUUCUUUGAAUGGACAACAGGAUGCACAAGAGUUUAUUCUUCACAUAAUAAAUGUCAUAGACCGUCACAGUCGCCAUCAAUCGAAUCCUACUGACUGUUUUAAGUUCAAAGUCGAGGAAAGGUACCAGUGCAGUCGUUCGAAUAAAGUAAAAUACACUCAUCGUCCAGAAUAUCUACUGCCACUCCCUAUACCUGUAGAAUCUGCGAUAAAUAAGGAAGAAGUUGCGGCAUACGAAGCUUUAAAGCUGGAAGCAGAAACGAAAGGCCAGAAGCUAGACUCAAAUACAUUAGUUAGACCUCGUAUAAAACUUUCGUCUUGUCUGCAGGCGAUCAUUCGGCCUGAAACGGUCGAGCAAUUUUAUAGUUCAGCCCUAAACGAGAAAACAACAGCACUGAAGACAACCAGACUAGCCACUUUUCCAGAUUAUUUAUUGAUACACUUGAAAAAGUUCACGGUAAAAGAAGACUGGACACCGGUCAAGUUGGAUGUAGCUGUUGAAAUGCCGGAUACGUUGAAUCUGAGUUCUCUCCGAGGGAACGGUUUGCAGCCUACGGAGAAAUUGUUGCCAGAGACAAGCGGUGCCGAACCUUUGAUAUUGUCUUUCGAUACUGCGAUACUGUACGAAUUGAUAGAAAUGGGAUUUCCAUCGGAGGCUUGUAAAAAGGCUCUCUAUUUCACGGAGAACCGUGAUACAGAGACUGCUAUAAACUGGUUGAUGGAACACGUUGCGGACUCCGAUUUUGCAGAUCCCUUUGUACCGCCCGGAUUCGAUCUACAAAAGAAAGAUAAAUUCACAGCUAAUGAGGAAGCUGUGGCGAUGGUGGUAGGAAUGGGCUUUACGAGGGAACAAGCAAUAAAAGCACUUAAAGCGACCGACAACAAUUUAGAACGCGCAGCGGAUUGGAUUUUCAGCCAUCAGUCUGAAUUAGAUGCUAUGGACGUUGGUGAAGAACAGGGACAUUCCGAGGAGGUGUUCAGAGAUGGGAAUCACCAAUACAAAUUAGUGGGCUUUUUGUCGCAUAUGGGACCUGCAACAUCGGUAGGGCAUUACGUGUGUCAUCUGUUAAAAGACGAACGAUGGGUGAUAUACAACGACGAGAAAGUUGCAUUGUCUGAAAAUCCACCAAAAGAAUUAGGAUACAUAUAUCUAUAUCAACGCAUCGAUUAGAUUAUACAAUUGUUUUGUAUAAAAAAAAAUGUAUUCUAUUAUACUUUAACAAUAAAAACCGACGGGACAGAA
Messenger RNA from Megalopta genalis, 2708 nucleotides. RefSeq names its product ubiquitin specific protease 5 (gene Usp5). Gene Ontology annotation, molecular function: cysteine-type deubiquitinase activity; zinc ion binding; protein binding. The record is from RefSeq and is a predicted model, not a curated record. Gene Ontology annotation, biological process: protein deubiquitination. Lineage: Eukaryota; Metazoa; Arthropoda; Insecta; Hymenoptera; Halictidae.